This is a messenger RNA of Auxenochlorella protothecoides, 1455 nucleotides long. RefSeq names its product Squamosa promoter-binding-like protein 6. The transcript is spliced from 7 exons. The coding region runs from base 1 to 1455 and encodes 484 amino acids. Lineage: Eukaryota; Viridiplantae; Chlorophyta; Trebouxiophyceae; Chlorellales; Chlorellaceae. Gene Ontology annotation, cellular component: nucleus. Gene Ontology annotation, molecular function: DNA binding. The record is from RefSeq and is a predicted model, not a curated record.
AUGGACGCCAAGGUUGUCGCACACGACAGCGGUUCGACUUCCACCGCCAGCGGAGGCGCUGGGCCCAAGGACCCCCUCCGCCCAGCGGUGCAGGCGUCCUGGAUGCUCUCAGGCGACACCGCCACCCAGUACGGGAAGAGUGCGGACGCACCCCUGCCCGGGCUGGGGUCCCAGCCGGAGGCCUCCGUGGGCUUCCAAGCCAGGGUCCACCAGGGCAUGGGGGAGCUCCCGGGGCCCUCCUCCACCGCGAACAUCCCGGUCCUCCCCGACAUUGCCCGGCUGAAGGACAGUAGGAGGGACAUCCCUCUCACCUGCCAGGUGCUGGGGUGUGGGCAGAGCCUGGUGGGCCACGCCGAUUACUACCAGCGCUAUCGGGUGUGCAAGCCGCACCUCAAGGGCCCCGCCCUGAUCGUGGAGGGCCUCCCGCAGCGCUUCUGCCAGCAGUGUGGCAGGUUCCACCCGCUGGAUGCCUUUGAUGGGGACAAGAGGAACUGCCGGGCGCGGUUGGAGCAGCACAACUCCCGGCGCCGCAAGGUGUUCACCACGACUCAGGCCAGCCGGAGGCCUGCUGGGAAGCGGGAGGAGCCCCUGCACUCCGCUGGCCCCACCAGUGGCGACUGGGCGGGGGACGCCCAGCUCGCCAGCUCGGCCCCCUCCCAAGACGUGAUGCAGCCUCACCUCGCCGGCCUCCCCCCCAGCCUCAUCAUGGACCUGCAGGCCGAUAACCUGGCCCAGGAAAGCAUGGCGCAGCGCCAGGCCUCGUCAGAGUCCGCCCUGGGCCUGCUGGAGCGCAUCUUCUCCGAGCCGGCGCGCGGCCCGUAUGGCUGGCGCCACCAGCCGCAGCAGAGCGAGGAUCCGCACCAGGGUCAAAGGCCCGUGGCCCUGGGCCCGGCCGGGAGCCGGGACCUGGGCAGGGGCCAGACCUCCAACGCAAUGUCCAACGAGAUGAGCCAGCUGCUGGGACUCUGGUCCAACGCCGGCCUGACGUCUGAGGACCUGGGGCGCAUGCUCUCCUCCACGGCCAGCCGGCAGCUGUCGGCCUCCGUGCCAUCCACGUUGGCGGGCGCGCUGCUGAGCGAGCCGCCUCGCGCCCCGCUGCCCUCGGUCCGCCUGUGGCCCCCCGAGGGCGGCGGCUCGGCGGGCUGCAGCAGCCACAGCCCCUUCCAGCGCACGGGCCCCGACCCGGCCGGCGGCAGCGGCUACGACGCCGCGGGGCGGCACCUGGCGCUGCUGCGCCAGGUGCUGGCGGCUGCCGGCGCCGGCGGCGGAGGGCCGCAGGCCUCGCAGCAGCUCCUCCUCGCCGCGCUCCUGGGCAUGCAGAGCAGGGAGCGCGGGAGGGCGCCGCUGCAGGACGGUGGGCACCCAGACUUGCUGCAGAUGCUGCAAACGACGCUGGUCGGCGGUCGGCAGGGGCCGGCCGCGCAGGACCCAGGCGAGGGUGGCCCGCAGGCCUGA